AUGUCGAGGAUGGAGCCGCCUCAGCAGACGAGUUUGGCGCAUGAAACGGAGCUGAUGGAGCGGAGAAUGCUGGAGGAAAUCAAAAGGCGCCGUGACGCUGGCCAAGACUCUUGGGCUCUGGAGGACUUUGAAAUAGGCUGUCCCCUGGGCCGAGGGAAGUUUGGCAGGGUGUACCUCGCCCGAGAGAAGAUUACAAAGUACCCUGUGGCUCUGAAAUUGUUGGUCAAGAACGAACUUGUCAAGCACGAAAUGGAGGAGCAGCUGACCCGAGAGAUCGAAAUACAGUCCCACCUCAAGCAUGAGAACAUCCUGCAGUUGCUGACGUACUUCGUUGACGAAAAAAGGGUCUUCUUGGUCCUCGAGUACGCCUCCAAGGGCGAGUUGUUCCGCGAACUGAACGCGCAGAAGCACCGCCGCUUCGAGGAGCCCAAGUGCGCAAAGUACAUUUACCAGGUGGCCAGCGCCCUGCAGGCGUGCCACGACUGCCAGGUGAUCCACAGAGACAUCAAGCCCGAGAACAUUCUCAUCUCUGCCAGGGGGGACAUCAAAAUUGCAGACUUCGGGUGGUCCGUACACAACUCGUCCCAGACCAAAAGAAGGAAGACCAUUUGUGGAACGGAGCACUACCUGGCGCCCGAGAUGGUGAAGAACAUGGAGCACACGCACCUGGUGGACAACUGGUGCGUCGGCAUCCUCUGCUACGAGCUGCUGGUGGGCAGGACGCCCUUCGAGAGCAAGUCCAGCCCGGAGGCCUUCCGACGCAUCUGCAAGGCCCACAUUGACUUCCCGCCCUACAUCGGCACCCUCGCCAGAGACCUCAUUACCAAGUUGCUGCAGGUGAAGCCUGAGGACCGCCUGUGCCUGAAGGAGGUCAUGAUGCACCCUUUCAUCGUCAAGCACUGGCCUCUGAAGAGCGUUGAUGAUGCCCCAAAGCCCGCAAAAUGAAUUUGAAGACUUGUCAAUCUCCUUAUCUUUAUUUUAAUCUGUAAAUAUUGUGGUUUUAAUCAGGGUUGCAUUUGCUUUCCAUCCGGUUUUUCUUCACCACUUAAUUCCGUUCUGUGAUAAUCUUGAAUUUGUGGUUCGAGUGGCCAAAAUUUUAACUCAAAAUUGAUCAUUUACUGCCUCAAUUUCUCUGUAAAUUUUUUAAGUCAAGGUCAUGACUAAAAAAACGCGGUUUA
Molecule: messenger RNA, 1178 nt
Organism: Cloeon dipterum
Lineage: Eukaryota; Metazoa; Arthropoda; Insecta; Ephemeroptera; Baetidae
Product: aurora kinase C-like
Exons: 5
Coding region: 1-945 (314 amino acids)
Biological process (GO): regulation of cytokinesis; protein phosphorylation; mitotic spindle organization
Cellular component (GO): spindle midzone; kinetochore; chromosome passenger complex
Molecular function (GO): ATP binding; protein kinase activity
Source: RefSeq, a predicted model, not a curated record